AUGCUGCACGCAGCAGCAGCAGCAGCAGCGCAGCAACAGCAGCAGCAGCAGCAGCAGCACAUGCAGAUGCAUCCUCUGGAUGCCUCUCUUCCGCAGUGUAAGGGAAAGCCACCACCCCCUGCUGCGUCUUCAUCUGUCGAUGAAUUAGCAGCUCGCUUAAGAGAGCAGCUGUCUCUAUCCAAGUCAGCUGCUGCUGCUGCUGCAGAUGCUGCAGCAGCAGCAGCAGCACCCGCUGCUGCUGCUGGAGGUGAAGGUGUAACAGCAGGUUCCGACAGCCCUGAGAUACUACGGGAAGUUGCGCGGCUGCUGCAGCCUCUCCCUGAGCUGCUGCACCGAGCGCUGCAGCAGCAGCAGCAACAACAGCAACAGCAGCAGCAGCAGCAGCAAGAGGACGAUGUAGUAGAGCUGCUGCUUAGAGGCGUUCGGGGCCUCCGGCAGCUUCUCUCUGCUGCUGGAGAUAUCCCCAUUGCUGCUUGUCUUAGAGCAGGGGCCCUCCCUCUCCUUGUUGGCUGCCUUGCACACAGCAGCAAAGCGCUGAUGCUGGAAGCUGCGUGGUGUCUUACAAACCUGAGCAGCGGCAGCAGCGCGGAUGCUGCUGCAGUGGUUUGCUGCGGCACGUUGGGGUUUAUAUUUUGCUGCAUCUUUUCCUUUUCUCCUUCUCGUCUAUCGCUGAGCUGCAGCUCCUCCUUUGGUGCUGCUGCUGCAGCAGCACCAGCAGCAGCAGCAGCAGCAGCUCUGCCAGCAGGCAGCAGCAGCGGGGGGCCCCAUAGAGAAGGUACAGUUAGCCCUACUGAAGAAGAAGCAUUUGAGCAGCUGCUGUGGGCCUUAGGAAAUCUAACAGGAGAUUCUGCUGCAUACAGAGACAUUGUGCUGUCGCAGGAGCUGCUGCAGCAGCACGUGCUCUCGCUGCUCACCCAGCAGCAGCAGCAGCAGCAGCAGGAGCAACAGCAGCUGCAGCAGCAGCAGGGUCUCCUGCAGCAGCAGCAACAACGAAACAUGCAACAGUAUACUAUCACUCCACAGCUGCAGCAGCUUCUGCUGGAGCAAGUACAACGCGUCGCGGCGGCAGCAACACUGCCGCAGGCGCAGCAGCAGCAGCGGCAGGAGCAGCAGCUGCAGCUGCCUUCCUUGCAUCAGCAGCUGCUGCUGCUGCUGCAGCACGCCAAGAGACCGCAGACUUGGAGGACGGCGGCUGCGCUGCUGCGGCCGCUGUUGCCGCUGCUGCUCCAAGCGGUGCAGCAGACAUCUCAGCAGCAGGUGCUGCAGCCGCAGCAGCAAGCGGAGUUGCUGCUGCAGCAAGAGACAUUAGCUGAUGCUUGCUGGGCUAUAGACGGCCUCGUAAGCAGGCCUGAAGGGGUUGCGUUGCUGCUGCAGCAGCAGCCGCUGCUGCAGCACGUCGUGCACACUCUGGCGCAUAGCAGCGGCUGCUGCUGCUGCGCUGCUGAGUGCAGCAGCAGCAGCAGCAGCGGGGGUGGAGGUAUAGUGGCUCCAGAAGCAGCAUCAGCAGCAGCAGCUGCUGCUGCUGCUCGUGCAUUUGAGCUAGACGUUUCCACAGGGCUACGCAAUGCUUGCUGCCGCAUCUGCAAUCCUCAGCUGCAGCAGCUGCAGCAAGCUUGGGAGCAGCAGCAACAAAUAUUGCUGCCGCUGCACCCUGCGCUGCGAGUUGUGGGGCAGAUUGCAGCAGGGACAGCGAGGCAGACGCAGCAGCUGCUGUCUUGCUGCUGCUGCAUGCGGUGUCUUAGCGAUGCUGCAGGUGCUUCCAGCGGCGACGCCAACAGCAGCACAAGCAGCAGCAGCAGCAGCAACGGUGCUGCAGAUCGUAGCUUAAUGCUGAAACGCGUUUACAAACCCUGCUGCGCUAGAGGAACUCCUGUGGUGCUGAGGUGUCUACGCAGCUUGCUGCUGCAACUCAGUCGCCCGUCUCUCUGUAGGGAAGCUUGCUGGGCUCUCAGCAACCUUGCUGUUGGCAGCAGCCAGCAGCUGCAGCAGCUGCUGCAGUGCAACGUGUUGCGGCAUGCGCUGCUGCUGCUGCAGCAGCAGGAAGUAAACGAAGAUCUACGAAAGGAGGCCCUGUGGCUGGUCUCCAAUGCAUGCACAACUGCAGCAACGCUGCAGCAGCUGCUGCCGCUGCUGCAGCACGGCGCCCUGCAGCACCUCUGGUCGCUUCUCGAGGUUGCUGCUGCAGCAGCAGACGGAAGAGCAGCAGAAGCAGCUCUCAAUGCCCUUAGCAAUGUCAUUGUAUUGGCAGAGACAGCGCAGCAACAGCAGCAGCAGCAACAGCACGGAAGUGCGGUGUCUUGCGGCUGCUGCAGCGCAGCAGCAGCAGCAGCACAGUGCUCCUGUUGCUGCCACCGGCCCCUGCUGAUGCUUUCUUCUCUUAUGCCGGGAGAUGAGGGGCUGCUGCUGCUACAGCAAGUGCAUCAGCAGCACCUUUCUGCAGCAGUAGAUAUCAAGAGCGACCAGCUAGCUUGCAAGUUGCUGCAGCUAAAGCAUUCUGCAGCUAGUGCUUACAGUAGCCACUCUCACCUGUUCGUUAACUAA
Molecule: messenger RNA, 2541 nt
Organism: Eimeria acervulina
Lineage: Eukaryota; Apicomplexa; Conoidasida; Eucoccidiorida; Eimeriidae
Product: armadillo/beta-catenin-like repeat-containing protein, putative
Exons: 3
Coding region: 1-2541 (846 amino acids)
Biological process (GO): regulation of transcription by RNA polymerase II
Cellular component (GO): SWI/SNF complex; nucleus
Molecular function (GO): transcription coregulator activity; protein binding
Source: RefSeq, a predicted model, not a curated record